UGACAUCACUAAAACAUAAGCGUCUUUGCUUGGUGAUUGUGUAAAAUUGUGAAUUUUCGUGAUUAUUUUGAAAAAACUCACUUUAAUCACAUUUUAUUUAAGUACCUGAGUAGUUUCUUGAUAAAAAUACUGGUAAAAAUAUUCGGCAACCAUGUUGGGGUCCGGUGAUGGGGGGCACAUCGUGAAGUUGAGGGGUCUACCUUUCUCUACCACCGUAGACGACGUGAUCGACUUUCUUGGAGGCGUCAAUAUUGUUGGAGGCAAAGACGGAGUGCACCUGACAGAGGUGCGACCAGGACGACCUUCGGGGGAGUGCUUUGUAGAGGUGGAGUCCCAGCAGGAUGUCGACGAUGCCCUCAGGAAGGACAAAGAGAAUAUGGGGAAGAGAUAUAUUGAAGUGUUCUCGACGGACAGACAGGAUAUGGACUGGGCCCUCAAUGCCAUGAGGCAGAAUGCCAAUGGCUUUGAAGCCCCCGGCAACAUAUCUGAUGAGAUGGGAGUUGUCAAACUUAGGGGUUUGCCAUUCGGAUGUUCAAAGGAGGAAAUAGUACAAUUCUUUAAUGGGCUGCGGGUGGCUCCCAACGGGGUACACUUACUGUGCGACCAGUCGGGCCGCGCGUCCGGAGAGGCCUUCGUACACUUCGUAGACAAGCCCACCGCGCAGGAAGCACUCGCGAAAGACAGAGAGAAAAUAGGACACAGGUACAUAGAAGUGUUCCUGAGUUCCGCCGAAGAGGUUCGUUCGUGGGGGUCCCGCGAGCCGCGGCGGCCGCGCCCCGCGCCCUACGACCGCGGCGACCGCGCGCGCCGCCCGCCCCGCGCCAUGCCUCAUGGAGGAAGCGGCGGCGGCUACGGCUACGGCGCGGCGCGUGGGGGCGGGUUCCGGCGCGGGGGCGGGGGGGGCGCGCACUGCGUGCACAUGCGCGGCCUGCCCUUCAAGGCGUCGCCACAGGACAUCGCCUAUUUCUUCAAGCCGAUCCGUCCGAUGAACAUCGACAUCCUGUACGACAACAGCGGGCGCCCGUCCGGCGAGGCCGACGUGGAGUUCGAGUGCCACGAGGACGCCAUGCGGGCGAUGCGUCGCGACAAGAACAACAUGGAGCAUCGCUACAUCGAGCUGUUCCUCAACUCGUCGCCCGGCGGCGGCGGCGGCGGGUUCAAGCCGCGGCCCUUCCGCAACUGACUGCGCCACUAGGGGCCACUACAGCCCAACACACCGGCCGUGUGGCCUUGCAAAUAGGCUAGACUUUGUAAAAUAUAGCAAGAGUCCCCUUUGGUUGACCUGCUGCCGCCGCUACACGGGUUCGUUAUCGACGUCUAUGAAGUGCCACAAACUUAUCUGUUCCGGUGACAGCUCCCAUAAAUGACUAAUAUUUCUUCUAUAAUAUUUUGCCAGUUUGCCCAAAGUGGUAAUUCGCCCUUGCGGUUUUAAUAAACCCAUCUAAUCUACAUACAUGUAUGAUAAUUGCGUCAAUCACAGCCCUGUAUUCAUGGCGAGUCGCGAUGUAGUGACGUUUUAAACGUCGAUAACGAACCCGUGUUUUGGAAUUUGAAAAAAAACAAAUGUACCUACUUAUAAAAAAAUGGACUUGACUGGUGUCAUAGUAGGGCUCUUGCUGUAUUUUACAAAGGAUAGUAUAUGUACCAGCUGUGUGACCUGGUUCCAUCACAGGCUGGCUGGUUCGACGUGGCACCUUUAACAACAUACAUUCGAUUUUGGUCCUUACGUAGUUGUUCAUCAAUUUGAUCUGUUAGAUGAAUAUGAACGCACUGUUUGAGUUAGCACAUUUUAAAUGAUCAAGUAACAACAUGUUGUAACAACAUGUAGUACUCAAGUUUCGGUUUAUAAAUAUUUUAAAUGUUAAAAUGCAUUGUUGCGUCGUAAAUUUCCAAUAAAAUACAAAAGUCAUGCCAUGAAAUAAAAAAAUAGAAAUAUUUUCUUGUGGUAAUUGGGCAACAAGUUUCUACUUAUACUUUAAUUAUGUAUGUAGAGAACUUAUCAUUAUAAACUAUUAUAAAUUGUAGUAUGUACUUAGUUGUAAAUUCAUUCAUCAAUUUACUACCUACUGCUUCUCAAAAAGAUAAAUUCCAAUAUUUUAAAAGGUUCAGGAAACCACUAAUGUAUUGUUACAAAUAUAUUUAUUUUGCUUAGUUCUAUCAUCAGAUUUUGUGUGGUAGACAAUUAGGUAGGUAGGUACGCAAUUAAUUAGGUUCAUUUGUCAAUUAUGGAAUGCAAGCAUAAUACAUAAGUCAUUUUAAAGUUUUGGCUUCACACAUCAUUUAUAUUUAAAUGAUUUUUAGACCUUUAUCUUCAUCUUUAUAGGUACAUUAUGUUUUAAUUAAAUAUAAGAAUGUAGGAUAGUUUAGGUAACGACAAAUUGUACCAUCCCCCCACUACUCCGACCUUAUUUUAUUAAGCGAUUUAAAUUAAAUUAUAUUUAUAAUACGUAAUGUUUAUGAAUAAGUAAAUACUCGUCUUCAAAAUUGAAAGUACAGCUAGUAAAAUAUGAUGAUAUUUAUCAUAAUAGCAUUGUUUUAAAAAUGUAGUUAGUUCAUAAAAUUAAAUAUAUUAUGAUUUUUGUUAGUAUUUCAACAGUGUUUAGUUUUCUAUACAUCGAAAUAGGCUUACAAUUAUUAUUGUGUAUAUUUUAUUCGAAUUUGUCUGAAUGAAGUGCAAGCGAUUAUUUUAUCUUAUUCACGUCUCAGUGAUUCGUGGUCAAAAUAUCGAUUACCUACCAAAUGUACAAGAUUAUUUUAUUGUAUUUUUGAUUAUUAAUAUUUGUCACUACUUACAAGUGCUUGAACUGUCUUGAGUUGUUUGUGGGGGUAUGUUGUGGAAGGUCUAUCUAUAUUCUAUUCUCCUGUUAACAUCAUCUAGACUGACUCUUGACAAUCUUUAAAAUAAUAUGUAUAGAAACGCUAAGAUACUUAAUUAAAAAGAUGGAGUAUGUUUCGUAAGCUAGCUAUAGUCUCAUUUAUACUUUAAUAAAUCAUAUUAUACUAAAAA
Molecule: messenger RNA, 3007 nt
Organism: Plutella xylostella (diamondback moth)
Lineage: Eukaryota; Metazoa; Arthropoda; Insecta; Lepidoptera; Plutellidae
Product: heterogeneous nuclear ribonucleoprotein H
Molecular function (GO): RNA binding
Source: RefSeq, a predicted model, not a curated record